Molecule: messenger RNA, 513 nt
Organism: Symbiodinium necroappetens
Lineage: Eukaryota; Dinophyceae; Suessiales; Symbiodiniaceae
Source: the annotation of a GenBank genome assembly
GUCCGAGGCCGAAGUCCGAGCUGCUGUAGAGGCAUCUUUGGAAGCGGCGCGGAACAGCCAGGAAGUAAUGCUUCCUUCCGGCUGGGAGCUGCAGACCACGCCUGAUGGUCGCGAGUUCUACGUCAACCUUCGAUCCAACAUCACGCAAUGGGAGGUGCCCAAGCUGCCACCACACUGGGAAGAGCGCUUCUCGAGGGAGGGCAAGGUCUACUACCUCAGCCUCUUCGAUGGCCGGACUCAGUGGGAAUGGCCCACCGAGAAUGCUGCGGCUUUCCAGCAGCGUUUGGAGGAGCUUCCCGCACCGUCUCCUUCUGGCCGGAUGCUGGCGCUUCCGGGCUCGACGCAGGAGGAGUUUCGCCAUGAGGAGGACGAGUUCAGCCAGUCGUCGGAAGAGUCUUCCUUGGGACUGGCGCUUGAUGAGGUGGAUGCCAACGACCUUCUUGCUGUGCCCCCGGGCGCUGAGAAUGCCGAGAAUCCCCAGGAAGAAGCCGCAGAAGGCUCGGAGCCACAGAA